CGCUGGUGCGUGAGGUGCUUCCCGUCUUCUUCGGCCGGCCUUGCUGCCUGGUACGGAGUGAAACGUCCUCGUCCCGUGGUCCAGCUCCGCCUCGCCUGCAGUUUUCAGUUGACCAAAGAAAUGGUGAUGGAGAAGCCAAGUCCCCUGCUGGUUGGGCGGGAGUUUGUGAGGCAGUAUUAUACUCUGCUGAAUCAGGCACCAGACUACCUGCACAGGUUUUAUGGAAAGAAUUCUUCUUAUGUCCAUGGUGGCUUGGAUUCAAAUGGAAAACCAGCAGAUGCAGUUCAUGGGCAGUCUGAUAUCCACAAGAAGGUUUUGUCACUGAAUUUUAAGGAUUGCCGCACGAAGAUUCGCCAUGUGGAUGCCCAUGCCACUCUUAAUGAUGGUGUCGUUGUGCAGGUCAUGGGCGAGCUCUCAAAUAACACGCAACCAAUGCGGAGGUUCAUGCAGACUUUUGUUCUUGCUCCUGAGGGGUCUGUUGCGAACAAGUUUUAUGUCCAUAAUGACAUAUUUCGCUACCAGGAUGAAGUUUUUGGUGAUUUAGAUGCUGAACCUCCAGAGGAAUCCGAGGAAGAGGCAGAGGAACCUGAGGAAAGGCAGCAGACUCCUGAGGCUGUUGCUGAUGACCCAGCAGCCUACUAUGAGCCAUCUGUCAGCAAUGACUUGGAGGAACAGUUGGAAGAACCAGUUGCAGAGCCUGAACAGGAACCUGAACCUGAACCUGAACAGGAGCCUGAACCAGAAACUCAGGAAGAAAAACCUGAGUUAGUGCUGGAGGAAGUGGCUCCUGAGGAGGCAGUGGAGAAGAGUCCUUCUCCAGUCCCUGCAGACCCAGCUCCUGUAGUGCAAGAGGACCCUAGGACUUCAUCAUGGGCAUCUGUAACUAGCAAGAAUCUACCACCCAGUGGAGCUGUUCCAGUAUCUGGCAUACCACCUCAUGUUGUCAAAUUACCUGCAUCACAGCCCCGUCCUGAAUCUAAACCUGAAUCCCAGACUCCACCACAGAGGCCUCAGCGGGACCAGAGAGUGAGGGAGCAACGGACAAACAUCCCCCCACAAAGAGGCCCUAGACCAAUGCGGGAAGGAGAACAGGGGGAUGUAGAAUCUAGACGAAUCAUUAGAUACCCAGACAGUCACCAACUUUUUGUUGGAAACCUCCCUCAUGAUGUGGAUAAAACCGAACUAAAGGAAUUCUUCCAAAAACUUGCAAAUUCUCUUGCAGGUUAUGGAAAUGUUGUGGAACUACGCAUCAACAGUGGAGGAAAGCUCCCUAACUUUGGAUUUGUGGUGUUUGAUGAUCCAGAACCAGUUCAGAAGAUCCUUAGCAAUAGGCCAAUAAUGUUCAGAGGAGAAGUGCGUUUGAAUGUGGAAGAGAAAAAAACACGAGCAGCCAGGGAGGGUGAUCGUCGAGACAACAGACCCCGUGGGCCUGGUGGCACGCGUGGGGGGCUGGGAGGUGGGAUUCGAGGGCCUCCGCGUGGAGGGAUGUCUCAGAAACCAGGAUUUGGCACUGGAAGGGGCAUCGGGCAACGCCAGUGAUUAAUGGAUGACAUGAUGAGACAAACCCUUCUUCCUGCAGAUUUGUGAAUUUCAGCCUUGGGUAUCUUGGAAUGUGGCCCUACCUUGUUAUAGAGACUGCUACGUUUGAUACUAUUUUGGCCCAUUUUGUUUGUGUUUGGUUUCGUGAUUUUUUUUCUAGUCCUUGUCCCAAAUUCCAGCUUUGUGGAACAGUAUUUCAGGAAAAAAAAUGGAUUUUAAAAAGAAAAGAACUGAAUCUUUGCUUGCUGCAGACAUAUGGACUGGAUUUUUAUUUUUAUUUGGUACCAGUGGUUUUUCCAAUGGAAUGUGUGGAGCUUUUUUCUUACUGAGAUGGGGUGCGCUUCAGUCAGUGGAAUUAUCCUUUUCAGCUGCAUGUGUUCAGGAGCCUGUAGGAAAACCUAGCACGUGACAAACAUUUCAAGGGCAGGGAAAUUGGUUUAUUCUUUGGGAGGUGGGGUCAUGUGACUAUCCAACCCCAGUAUGGAGAUGUUGCCGCUGGAAAAUCGACAUUACCCUUUUCUCUGUGGCGCUUUAAAAAUGGAAGAAAGGGUGCAUAGAAUGUUUUCUUUUGGUACAUGAUCACGAAAAGGAAUUCUCACUACUGUUUUACCACUUACAAGGAUUGUGGGAUAGGUUUUAAAUGUCUAGAACUUGACUCUUUAAAACACUCUUCCUGAACUUGUGAAAAUUUUUUUAUUGAACUAGGGAAGUUUUUUCAUGUUUAGUUUGUAUUUGUAUUAAAACAAAAACAAAAUUGUUGUGCCUUCUAUUUAUCUCUCAUUCCAGUCUUGGCAAAUUGUUAAAAAAAAUAAAAAAAGUCUAGAUUUGCUUUAUCCAGUUUUGGAGUAUGUUGAAGUCUUUCAAGAGAUCUGUUUGUUCUUCACCCCUCCUCAUUAACAUAUAUGUUUAUUGAGUUGCACGGUUUUGCUUUUCCAUAGCCUUAUAGAUUUGUGUAACACUUAAUGCUUUCUGAUGAGGUUCAGGGGCCCAACUGUUGUAUUGACAUCACCGUUAGCUCUGAAGUGAGUGCCUUCCACAGUAAUGUGACUAUGGGAAAUGAAAUCAUAAAUCUUUAAUAGUAUGCAUAUGUUCAGUUCAUGUAGUUGGUUGCUAUGAUGUUAAUAGUCAUCAUUGGCUUUUAAAUGCCAUUCAAAUAGGGGUCAAGCUAUAAUGCCCUAGUUCUUAUAUAUCCAUAUUUCACUGCAAUAUAUUCAUGGUGUUGGAUAAGCUAUGGGACAUCUGUCUUUGCUGAAUGUAUAUAAAACAAAAUAAAAUGCAGAACAUCAUUGUAGCUGUUGGAGUGCCUGAUAGUCUUCUGCACUAGGUUUUGAGAACAAUGCAUGGCGUGCAAGGCCUCUGGGUGAACAACUGCAGCACCCAAUUUAGGAGCAGUUUGGCUCUGAUGUAGACUAGAGAGGAAUGGAGAACUCAGUAUUGUGAGGCAAUACUACUAAAUUGUAUUCAUCACCAUUUGCUUAUUUACAUGAAGAUGGUGACUUAGUUGUGAUAUGUGGCAACUGAACUAAGCCGUAUUUGUAUUGUGCAGUAGAUAAUGUGAACAAAUGUCAAACUUGAAAGACUUUAAGCCAAUUCUGUUAAAACUGCUUUUGAACCUUUUAGCUGUCUGUCAACUGUGUUUCAAAUUUCUAUCUGUAACUAAAGGAUUAGAAUUUUUUAAUAUGGAAAAUUGGGGUCCUUGUGUUUGAAUAAACCCAAAAGUUUGUUUA
This is a messenger RNA of Varanus komodoensis (Komodo dragon), 3266 nucleotides long. It is a transcript of the gene G3BP1, whose product is annotated as G3BP stress granule assembly factor 1. Gene Ontology annotation, cellular component: ribonucleoprotein complex; cytosol. The transcript has 12 exons. Lineage: Eukaryota; Metazoa; Chordata; Lepidosauria; Squamata; Varanidae. The record is from RefSeq and is a predicted model, not a curated record. Bases 121 to 1539 code for a protein of 472 amino acids. Gene Ontology annotation, molecular function: mRNA binding.